Setaria italica (foxtail millet) is the source of this 1426-nucleotide messenger RNA. Its product is annotated as probable cinnamyl alcohol dehydrogenase 3. Lineage: Eukaryota; Viridiplantae; Streptophyta; Magnoliopsida; Poales; Poaceae. The transcript has 4 exons. The record is from RefSeq and is a predicted model, not a curated record. Gene Ontology annotation, biological process: lignin biosynthetic process. Gene Ontology annotation, molecular function: cinnamyl-alcohol dehydrogenase activity. The coding region runs from base 1 to 921 and encodes 306 amino acids.
AUGGGGCCAGUAGUGACUUCACGAAUCUCACAAAUCCGCCGGAUUUCAUGUGUGCUCACCAUCUUGAGGACCGGAGACGAUGAUGUGGCGAUCAAGGUUCUGUAUUGUGGGAUCUGCCACUCUGAUCUGCAUACCAUCAAGAACGAGUGGAAGGACACCAUCUACCCCUGCGUCCCAGGGCACGAGAUCGCCGGAGCGGUCACCGAGGUGGGCGCGAGCGUGACAAGGUUCAAGGCCGGCGACCGCGUCGGCGUGGGCUGCAUGGUGAACUCGUGCCAGUCCUGCGACCGCUGCGCCGGGGGCUUCGAGAACCUCUGCCCGGGCAUCGUCUGGACCUACAACUCCGUCGACCUCGACGGCACCGUCACCUACGGCGGCUACUCGAGCAACGUGGUGGUCCACGAGCGGUUCGUGGUCAGGUUCCCUGAUGCCAUGCCGCUGGACCAGGGCGCGCCGCUGCUGUGCGCGGGCAUCACCGUGUACAGCCCCAUGCGGCGCCACGGGCUCGACGCGCCGGGGAAGCACGUCGGCGUGGCGGGGCUGGGAGGGCUGGGCCACGUCGCCGUGAAGCUCGCCAGGGCGUUCGGGGCCAGGGUGACGGUGGUCAGCUCGUCGCCGGCGAAGAGGCGGGAGGCGCUGGACCGGCUCGGCGCCGACGCGUUCGUCCUCAGCAGCGACGCCUACGAGAUGAAGGUCAUAUAUUCAUCGAUCUUCUCAGAUCAAACACAAGCUCGCGGAUCAUUCAUAGGAUCCUAUAUAUGCGAUGGAGUUGGUGUUGUUCAUGCAGGCUGCGGCGGGCACCAUGGACGGCAUCAUCAACACGGUGUCCGCGAACAUUCCACUGACCCCGCUGUUGGGAUUGCUGAAGCCCAACGGCAAGAUGGUGCUGGUCGGCAUGCCCGAGAAGCCCCUUUGAUCUGAUUCUCGAGAACAAGGCACUGGUCGGGAGCUCCAUCGGCGGCAUGAGGGAGACGGAGGAGAUGAUGGAGCUGGCGGCGAGGCACGGCGUGGCGGCGGACGUGGAGGUGAUCGGCGCGGACUACGUGAACGAGGCCAUGGAGCGCCUCGCCAGGGCCGACGUCAGGUACCGCUUCGUCAUCGACAUCGGCAACACCCUCAGGGACAACGCCGAGUGACACUGUGCCUCCUGUUACAUCGAUCGGCCGGCCGGCGACCGUCGCCGUCGCCUUGUGCUGCUGCUUCGCAGUGAUAUUCCGGCAAAGUGGACAACUAUGUGGGUAUGCACAUGUGCUGGUCUUCAGAAAAGUUAUAGUACUCGAAAAUACAGAAGCAUAAGUUUCACCCGAAACCGAGACCCAGAUGAAACUAAAUGUCUGAGCAGUGUUCAGUUCAUUGUUCGUUCAGGACAAUAGGGUCUCGGUGCAUGUGUGCUAAAAUUCUGGAAUAAAUGCAACCAUUGCCAGAA